Molecule: messenger RNA, 1398 nt
Organism: Erinaceus europaeus (western European hedgehog)
Lineage: Eukaryota; Metazoa; Chordata; Mammalia; Eulipotyphla; Erinaceidae
Gene: LRRC26
Product: leucine rich repeat containing 26
Exons: 2
Coding region: 259-1320 (353 amino acids)
Cellular component (GO): voltage-gated potassium channel complex
Molecular function (GO): voltage-gated potassium channel activity; potassium channel activator activity; transmembrane transporter binding
Source: RefSeq, a predicted model, not a curated record
UUUAUCUAUAUGGCAUCACUGAGUUAUUGGGUGCAGGGAUGCUAGGUCCAGCUCCUCCGGUCUUGGUAGAGUGUGAGGUGAGGUGGGGGUAGGGUGGGUGUCUUCUCAAUGCCACCGGUGAUUCAGAGCCAAGAGGAACCUGGAGCUCUAGGACCGGUGGCUGGCAGCACCCUGAGCUGGCUCCGCGCCCGGCCCCCGCCCUGGGCGCGGGACCAGCAGUGGGGCCGGAACUGAGCCGGAGAGUUAAUAUUUGUGCGAAUGCCGCAGAGACAGGCAGGCUCGGAGCCGUGUAGGACACAGGUCUUCCAGGGGGGUCUUGCCGCUGCCCUCAUGCGGUGCCUUUUCUUUCUCUCGCGGCUAACGCCGCCCCUGCUGCUGUUGCUCCUGUGCCCGCUGCCUGUGCGGGCCCAGGCUCCCACCGCGUCCGCCCCCUCGGGAACGCCGGGCGCCCAGGGCUGCCCCGAGGCGUGCGCGUGCACGGCGGGCGGCCAGGCCAACUGCUCAGGGCGCGCGCUGCCCGUCGUGCCCGCGGGCUUGAGUUGGCACGUGCGCAGGCUGCUGCUGGACCACAACCGCGUGCGCGCGCUGCCGCCCGGUGCUUUCGUGGGCGCGGGCGCGCUGCUGCGCCUGGAUCUGCGUGAGAACGGGCUGCGCUGGGUGCACGCGCGGGCCUUCUGGGGGCUGUCGGCACUGCAGUGUCUCGACCUUGGCGCCAACCAGCUGGAGGCGCUGGCGCCUGGCACCUUCGCGCAGCUGCGCGCGCUGCGAAACCUCUCGCUCGCAGACAACAGGCUGGCGCGCCUGGAGCCCGCGACACUGGGGGCGCUCCCGCUGCUGCGCGCGCUCAGUCUGCAGAACAACGAGUUGUCGGAGCUGGCGCCCGGCGUGCUGGCCGACCUGCCCGCGCUAGGCGCGCUCGGUCUGCGCGGCAACCCCUGGGCCUGCGGGUGCGCGCUGCGCCCCCUGUGCGCCUGGCUGCGCAGGCACCCGCGGCCCGCGCCAGAAACCGAGGCGCUGCUCUGCGUGUCGCCAGGUCGCUUGACGCUCAGCCCCCUGGCUGCCUUCCCCGACUCCGCCUUUAGUCACUGCACGCAGCCGCUCGCCGCCCGCGACCUGGUGGUGAUCUGCUCGCUUGGGCCCGUCUCCUUCCUCGCCAGCCUGGCCGCCUGCCUGGCUCUGGGCUCCGUGCUCGCCGCCUGGCGUGCCCGCCGCCGCCGCCGCUCCGCUGCCCGCCGCCCCCCGAGGAGACCUCCGGACCCCGGAUCUGCCCCGGCAUCGCCCGCGGACCUCGGGAGAGUCGCCGCCUGUGCCCGAACUUGAGCCGGCGCGCUGGCCUCCGACCUUCCCCGCCCUGCUGCCCCUUCAUGUUCCUCCCUGUAGUCGAACAAGUGACACAGA